GUACUAUCAGCACCGAAUCUCCUCACUCGUCUUGUCCUUUCUUCUAAAGAUCCGGACUUCCCCGUAGAAUGUCUCGUUCGAAUCUUUGUCGCUCGUUUUGACUCUUUCGAAGCUGUUGCCGAUAAGGCUGAGAAGUUGUGGUACAACUCAUCGUUCCAUUUGAAACCAGAAAUGGCUGAGCCGCUCAUUGAUAAAUGUGUGUCUGAUGUCGCUUUUGUUCGUGAAUCAGCUGCCAAUGCUACUGCGGCUUUCGUCCAAGAGAUCGCCACCAGUAUCCCUGUUCUUCUGAAUAAACUUGAUGACGUGUAUACGGACUUGGCGCAAAUACGCCCUGCAGUGUAUGAUGAAGUUGGAAGGAUGGUCAUGGAAAGCAGGGAUGAGUGGGCCAAACGUAGCGGAGUUGGACUUGUAUUGGGACGAUUAGCUGAGCACGUGAAAGUGGAAGACGCAAUGCGGUUUAUUAAACUUAUUGCUCCUCAUGGACUAGCCGAUCGCAGCGCAGAGUGUCGUAAUGGGAUGCGUAACGCUGCCGUGGAAGUUAUUCGUAAGCACGGAAAGGAUAUAAUGCCUGAACUGCUGCCAUUUUUGGGGCUUGUUGUACUACUUGGAACCCUGGCUCAAUAUCUAGAUCCAUCUUCGGAUAAGGUGCGAGCUAUCGUUGCACGCCUCAUGGAAGCACUUUCAACUCCUAGCCAAGCGGUUCAAGAAUCGGUAUCGCGUUGCUUAUCGCCGCUGGUUCCUGCAAUCAAGGAUACGGUGAAAUCAUUGGUACAGAAACUGCAGUGGCUGUUGUUCGAAGCUGAAUCUUAUGGUGAACGAAGAGGAGCUGCUUACGGUAUCGGUGGAAUUGUUAAAGGAUUGGGAGUGGCUUCGUUGAAGGAAUUAGAACUUUUGCCAGCUAUUCACAAAGCACUUCUCGAGAAGAAGAACGUUAAGCACCGCGAAGGUGGACUGCUAGCACUAGAGAUCCUGUGUAGCACUGUUGGAAAGCUGUUUGAGCCGUACAUGAUCCAGACAUUGCCUUCUCUUCUACUUUGCUUUGGUGAUAGCGAUGAGAACGUCAGAAAGGCAGCUGAGGAUACUGCUGUAGCAAUGAUGUCAUCAAUGUCACCACAUGGAACGAAACUUGUAUUACCUUCGCUCCUUACGGCGCUGGAUGAUGAGUCUUGGCGAACAAAGUGUGCAGCGGCUGAGCUACUUGGUUCGAUGGCCUUUUGCGCACCGCGGCAGUUGUCGGCAUGCUUACCGAACAUCGUCCCCAAGCUUAUCGAAGUUUUAGCUGAUUCAUCAUCUAAGGUUCAACGAAGUGGCGAAAAAGCGCUAAGACAAAUUGCUAGUGUCAUAAGAAACCCUGAAAUCUUAGGAGCCGUUCUCAAUACUAAAUUCAUUCACUACAUCGAUGCGCCUUCUCUAGCUCUUAUAAUGCCGAUAGUUCGACGAGCAUUCGAAGACAGGAAUAGUGAAACUAGGAAGGUUGCCGCGCAAAUUAUAGCCAGCAUCUAUUCACUCACUGAAAAUAAGGACAUGGAGCCAUACCUGUGUGAUCUGGUACCUGGAUUACAAAAGUCGCUCUUGGAUCCAGUGCCUGAGAUUCGUACA
Cylicostephanus goldi is the source of this 1599-nucleotide messenger RNA. The record is from the annotation of a GenBank genome assembly. Lineage: Eukaryota; Metazoa; Nematoda; Chromadorea; Rhabditida; Strongylidae.